This is a messenger RNA of Acaulospora morrowiae, 220 nucleotides long. NCBI's taxonomy places the organism in Eukaryota, Fungi, Glomeromycota, Glomeromycetes, Diversisporales, Acaulosporaceae. The record is from the annotation of a GenBank genome assembly.
AUGACUGAUGAGAGAUAUAUCAUUCUGAUGAUUGGAAAUACCGGGACAAGACUUGGAAGUGACAGUAACAUUAAGGUAGCUGGAUGGGUAAGGAAAGGUUGGAAAAGUACAAAGACUACAGUAGUCAAGGUUCUACUACAGCUUGAAUUUUCAGAAGAUAAAAUGCUGAUGGAAGUUGAUGUAAACGAUGAAGUAGCUGUGAUGAUGUUACCCAGUUGGA